Messenger RNA from Daldinia loculata, 1562 nucleotides. RefSeq lists its product as uncharacterized. NCBI's taxonomy places the organism in Eukaryota, Fungi, Ascomycota, Sordariomycetes, Xylariales, Hypoxylaceae. Gene Ontology annotation, biological process: aflatoxin biosynthetic process; regulation of DNA-templated transcription. Gene Ontology annotation, cellular component: nucleus. The transcript has a single exon. Gene Ontology annotation, molecular function: DNA binding; zinc ion binding; DNA-binding transcription factor activity, RNA polymerase II-specific. The coding region runs from base 168 to 1562 and encodes 464 amino acids. The record is from RefSeq and is a predicted model, not a curated record.
CGGGGGUUUACAAGCAUGCAGGUUUGGAAUGGCUUGAAAUCUAGUGAACGAGUCUACCUCUUUGAGUUCUACUUUGAGUCUUUGACAAAUUUUUGACAAAUUUCUUUUGAUAAUACCCAUCCUUCUCAGACAUUGAAACGUGGAAGCUCACGUUCACUCAUUUACUAAUGAUGAUUAAUAACCCCCCACGAACGUCCCGGCAGCCCAAGCUACGAUCCAGCUGCGAUGGGUGUGGCUCUGCAAAGCUCAAAUGCGAUCGAGGCCAGCCUGAAUGUGGACGAUGCGUGUCUCUUGGCAUUGCUUGUGUCUAUGGGGUCUCGCGGAAAAUGGGCAAACCACCAAGAGAAAGGCUACAGAUUCCAGCCAUGCUAGGCGGAUCUCGCACAAAAGGAGAUUACCACAGCAACGGAAAGGAGGGUAGAUCCGACGACAGUAGUUACAGCCGUCGUGCGGGUAGUUCCAUUAGUGACACUAUCUUACCGAGGACCAAUUCGAGUUCGAGUAUCAAUGAUAUACACUCACCUUGGGGGACGGUCGAGGAAUAUUCCAACAAUGCUAUGACUAGUGUUAACGUGCUGGAUGAAUUCCAUAACGACCAAUUAGGGCCAUCACUCACAAAUUUCUCAUCUUUGGAUACGAAUGAAUGGGUUUUGACGAACAUCAUUGGGGAUGAACUCACAUCCACCAAUCUAGAGACUGAGCCAUUCCCUGCAUUGGGAUGGCCAGAGCUUGAAAACUCCCCGGCUUCAACAGGACAGACAACAGGGGCUCAUACCCCAGCGGAUGACAGAAUAUAUCUAGACAGCCCCUUUAUGCAGCAUGACAACACCAAGCAUCACGACUGUUCCCGGGAAGCGUACGAAAUUAUGAAUAGUUUAUCUUCCCUGAAUAUCAGCAAAGCCCACUCCAGAACUACACCACCACCAGGCACGACAGCUGCCUCUAUAAAUUGCGUUCCACUGGAUUUUAUAUUGCACCUUAACCGCGAAGCUACCGAGCGGCUCGGUCGUUUGUUAAGAUGUUCUUGUGCCAACUACUCUCAUCUCACAUUUCUUUAUGCCUCGAUUAUCGGACGGAUUCUACUUUGGUACAGCCGUGAGGCCGGAUGCUCCAAGACAUCCUCACUGAGUCCUAUACCAAAUGCGACAAUACGAAAUGGUAUGUCACCUUCUUGCUCCUCCGCCGGGUCGAUAUGCAGGUCACCAUCGUCUUGGCCGAGCAUAGGAGCUAGCACUGCGAAUACAAGUGUCAGCGGUUCAAGCACACCAUCAGGCACGCGAAACGCAACAACAGAUCUUGCUCCUACGCAGAUGACUAUGGGCUGUUUCAGCAUUGAUGACCAUCUGGUGCAGGCCGCAUUAAGAAUUCAGUUGUUAUUAGGCGAGAUGAAAAGGGUUGGAUAUCUUAUUGACAUAUUUGCAUCCCGGAGUUCUAACUGUAUUGACGAAUCCACAUCGGGGAACGUAGAUGAUCUGUAUAAAAGCUUGGGUUCAUGGUUAGGAAAAGAGCACUUGAGAAUAGUCAAUAUGAUGCGAGUAAGAUUGAGAGAUAUCAGCAUCUAG